AUGAAAUGUGUGAACGAAGGUCCUGAUCUUCUGAAGGACCAUAACAAAAUCUUAAAAGACCAACUCAAGCAAGGAAUUAUCGAGACUGUUAGAAAAAGUGGUGCAGAAGUGAUUCAAUAUUUGCUUCAAAACCCAGUUCUUACGCCAAAGAAAAAUACAAUCAGACUUUGGAUUGUGCAUGACGCCAGCACAAAGUGGAUUGUAGGGACCUGGCUAAAUGAAGUUAUUUACCGAGGCCCUGUAAUCCCACCUCAGCUCUCUGGAAUUCAGCUGCGGACACGAAGCGUAUCGGUUACUGCUGUUGGAGCCGGAGAGAAGAUGUUUCUACAGAUCGCUCACAACCCAGACGGUCAGGUUGUUACACGACUUCUUGGGUGA
Messenger RNA from Enterobius vermicularis (human pinworm), 378 nucleotides. NCBI's taxonomy places the organism in Eukaryota, Metazoa, Nematoda, Chromadorea, Rhabditida, Oxyuridae. The record is from the annotation of a GenBank genome assembly.